CCCCAUAAAAACAUGUUUAUUCACGCUCCCCCAAAAUUCGGUCCGUCCGAGACUCACACUCCUUCCCCAACCUGCGUCCACUGCGGUCAAUCUGCACUCGCGAUCCAUGCCGCUGGUUUCCUCUAGAAUUCGAGUGAUGACGCCUCAGCCGAGGAGGAAGAAAUGGACUGAGGCGGAGGAGAGGACUCUGAUAGAUAAGUAUGGGGAGAUGGCGUGCGACGGUACGUUGUCGAAGAUGAAAACUAGGGAGAAGAAGUACAGGCCAAUUGCUGUGUACGUGAAUUCGAUGCACCAUGCCCUAGACCCUGCUGCGUACCCCUGGCAAUGGACAUGGAAGGAUGUAUCCACGAAGGUGCAGAAUAUGAGGCAUCAGUAUGUCCUUGUGAAGCAGAAGAUUAAGAAGGAGGAGUCUGCUAGGGGACUGAGUGAGGAUGAGGAAUUUGAUUGGAUGGAAGGGAUUACCCAUUGGCCCAAUUUCAUGAGGUAUAAGGAGGUUUUUGGGGAUGUUGCAGUUGCAUUUGCCUUUGCAGGGAGUGAUGGUGUUGGAAUGGUGAAUGGGUGUAAUGGGAGGUUUGAAGGGGCAGACAGCCAUGAUUUGGAUAUGGUGCAGUUUGGGGGUUUGAGUGAGGGUGAGGGAGCAUUUGUAGGUGGGGUUGAGAAUGGGGUGAUGGAUUUGGAGUUCAACUACGAUGGAGACGAGGGGCGGCGCAGCAGAGGGAACAAAAGUGAGGAUGUUGAGCCAAGUGUCGCCAACAUGAAAAAGAAGAGGAAGGUGUCGAAAGUGCUGGAGAAGAAGGCGUGGGGAGUUGUAGUUAGCCAGUUGAAUCACUUGAAGGAGAUGGAGACUCGGUUUGCGCAGGAUGAGGUGGAGAGAGAACAGGAGAGGCAAAGGAGGGAUCAUCUUCGAAACAAAAUGGAGAAAGAGCACGAAAGGAAGUUUGAAGAAAUGGAAGCCGAUAGAGAAAUUUGGGAGAAGUUGAGGCGGCAGUGGAUGGAAGAAUGGGAAGCUAUGGAGAGAAAGAAUGAAGAGAUGGAAAGAAGGAGAGAGGAGGAGCUAAUGCACAGAAGGGAAUGGGAGGAGAGAAUGAACAUGAGGAGAUCGGAGUGGAAGAAGAAGAUGGAUGAGAUGCUAAGUCAGCAUCGGGCAGAAAUGGGACAGGUUCAGGCUAGAAUACUACACGAGCAACAAAAUAUUACGGCUCAGUUUGUUGGAAUUCUUUCACAAUGGACCGGUCAUCCCACCGGGCUUUCUGAUCACUCUGGCGGAAGUGGCCAUUAUCUAUCUCAGAUGAUGCAAAACUUGCACCAUGUAAAUGGCAUGGUCCAUGGUGAUGCACGAGUCGAGGAGGAGGAGGAGGAUAACCAAGAAGAUCAGUUCAUUGUUGAUGGUUAAUAUCAAAAAAGAUUGCAUGAUGCAAUUUUACCCUGCAGGUGGAGGCAGUAUAAAAAAAUCGAGGUUCAGGUUUGCUAUUUCAGCAGGAAUUUAUGUAUAGUUACUAUUCUUUAUCUUUAUUCCUUGAGAAUUUUCUUGGUAUUGAUUAGAUGGUUGGAUAGAAGUAAUAAUAAUUACCUCAACUUUUUCCUUGUAAGUAUUAUUGAGUAACAUUUCCUAGUAUUCUUUUAAACAAAAGAGAUCCUGAAUUCCCUCAA
Andrographis paniculata is the source of this 1650-nucleotide messenger RNA. RefSeq lists its product as uncharacterized. The transcript is spliced from 2 exons. The record is from RefSeq and is a predicted model, not a curated record. NCBI's taxonomy places the organism in Eukaryota, Viridiplantae, Streptophyta, Magnoliopsida, Lamiales, Acanthaceae. The coding region runs from base 107 to 1393 and encodes 428 amino acids.